Messenger RNA from Parnassius mnemosyne (clouded apollo), 669 nucleotides. NCBI's taxonomy places the organism in Eukaryota, Metazoa, Arthropoda, Insecta, Lepidoptera, Papilionidae. The record is from the annotation of a GenBank genome assembly.
AUGGUUGUCCCUAAGGCUAAAGUACUGGAUGUUCUACAGCUGUACCAUAGUGGUUGUUCAGGAGGCCACCUGGGAGUUAAACGAACUCUACUGAAGAUUCGAGAACGGUUUUACUGGGUCCACUGUCGUGACGAUGUCGAGGACUGGGUCCGCAAAUGUACAAGUUGUGUGGCUGUAAAGGGACCUCAAAUUCGUAGUAGAGGCGCAUUGAAAUUGUACAAUGUUGGUGCACCAUGGGAGAGGAUAGCCAUUGACGUAGCGGGACCAUUUGCGGAAAGUGAAAGUGGUAACAAGUAUUUUAUGGUUGUGACGGAUUACUUCACUAAGUGGCCAGAAGUCUUCGCCAUUCCAAAUCAAGAAGCUUCAACAGUUGCAGAUAAACUAGUUCAUGAAGUCUUCUGUCGUUUUGGAGUACCCUUAGAGAUUCACAGCGAUCAAGGAAGGAAUUUUGAAUCUCAAAUAUUCCAGGAAACUUGCAGAGUUUUGGGUACUCAUAAAACACGAACAACUUCUUACUACCCACAAUCUGAUGGAAUGGUAGAACGAUUUAAUCAUACAUUGGAAAGGUACCUGGCAAAAUUGUGGAAAAACGGCAACGAGACUGGGACAGGCACAUACAACCGUUUUUGUUGUCAUAUCGAAGCGCUGUUCACGAAAGUACAUCAGUGA